This is a messenger RNA of Debaryomyces hansenii CBS767, 705 nucleotides long. It is a transcript of the gene RPA34, whose product is annotated as DNA-directed RNA polymerase I subunit. The transcript has a single exon. The record is from RefSeq and is a predicted model, not a curated record. Bases 1 to 705 code for a protein of 234 amino acids. Lineage: Eukaryota; Fungi; Ascomycota; Pichiomycetes; Serinales; Debaryomycetaceae. Gene Ontology annotation, biological process: transcription by RNA polymerase I.
AUGGCAGCAGCACACAAGUCCAAUGAAUACGUGGAUGAUUCGGGAUCAGAGUCAGAUGGAGAAAUUGAGUUCCAACCCCCAAAACAUUUCCAUAAAUCAAAACCAGCAUCAAGUGUAAAAAUACAGAAUGAUAAAGAAAUCUGGUUGAUUAAGACACCAAAAGGGUUUCCAUUGAAGAAUUUGAAGACUUUGCCAGUCUCAUUCACCGCUACGUCUAUUUCUAACGGACCAUCCCGUUUCAAUUUGAAUCAGAAAAAUUUUCAGGUCAACGAAGAGUUGUUAGGUACCGACACGGAAAGCUCGAAGUAUGCGGUGCUCACGAACGAAAACAAGAAGAACUUCAAGAUAGUGGGUCAAGAUAUCAGCCGUUUUUACAACAUACGUGAAUCGGUGGAUAUUCCGUCUAUUGCGAUGGACGAGGUUGUCAAGCCAAGAAAGAACAUUAAGGAGAUCAAGAACUUGAGGAUGAGACAUUUCCCUACUGGCUACGGAGCUGAAGAUUUUGACGAAGCCAAGCCUCAAGGAGGUGAUGUGAACGCCAGUGAUACCGAUAGCGAAGAUGAUGGGAAAAUAGUCAAGAAGGCCAAGAUAGAAGAAAAGUCAAAGAGUGAUAAGAAGGACAAGAAGGAGAAGAAAGAGAAGAAGGAAAAGAAAGAGAAGAAGGAGAAGAAGAGUAAGAAAGAAAAGAAAGAUAAGCACCAUUAA